GACACGCUGGGUUUUUGCAUGUCUCCUUAACGCCACCUUGUUUCUACUAUUCUGAGAAAUUUCUAGGAAUAGCUUAGACCAUUUUAGAGAAGUCGACAGUGGUCUUCUACCUAGAGUUCACGGAGUGUUCAGUCCAGUCAAAGUAAAUGAAUUUAGUUUCCGAAGGAAGUCGAUGAGCAUCGACUCUGUUCCGAUUAGUUCCGAAAUCAACUUGUAGUGGAUGGGGAUUAUUUUCCGAAUGAAUACGAUACUACCCGACAUGAUUUUGAGACCAGAUAUCUUUCCUUCUGGAUGAUGGGAAAUAGUCUCCGUUGGAAGAAAUUGGCGCGCAAUGCUCAGGAUACACAUGUUUGUUGAUCAUUAGAUGUUGCAAAUUUGCAAAAAUGGCCGAUCAAAAGUCGAAAAAAAUUGACGAAAAUAACGUGGAAGACACAAAGGAAGACGGCAGUGAAAAGGAGCAAUCUGCCGCAUCGCAAGACGAGACAAGCGAUACAACACAGUCAAGCGAUGAUUCACCUAACAAAGCUAAAAAACCUGCAAAGGAAAUAAAGAAUAAGAAAGAAGAUAAAAAGAAGGAAGAUAAAAAGAAAGAAGAAGAAUCGGAGCAGGAAAGCAGUGAUGAUGAAGAAUUAGUUGGAAUACUGGACGCACCACUUGUAGUGGAAGGAAAACGUGUCAGGAAAUCAACAGAGUUUCUUUCAAGUCUUAUCACAGCACCUCAAAGUAAAGAAAGAAGAAAGACAGAUAUUCCUGAGGGAAAAGGUGAAAAGUUAGGAUCAAUGCCACGAGUUCAAUUACAGCUAAGUAAAAUUCCUGGGGAGGAACUAAAACCACUUCAUAAAAUACUUUUCGGCAGGCCAGGAACUGCCUCAGAGGUAAAGAAACAUAUUAAACAAUUUAAUGGCUUUAAUAUUGAGAAGGGUUCGAAAGAAUACCAGGUGAAAAAGGAGCAAGUUGAUCGGUUUACACAGGAUAGUAUGAAGAGAUUGUGUGAAAUUUUGGAUGUUGAAAAAAAAGGGUCUAAGGAAGAUGUUUUAGAAAGAGUUAUGGACUUCCUGUUAUGUCCAAAAGCAUCAGGAAAGGAGGUACCUGUCAAGAAAGGCCCUAAAAACAAGAAAAAUAAGAAACAACCGGAAUCAAAGGCAAAGAAAGUGAAACCAAAGAAGGCAAAGUCGAAUGAAAAUGUUGAGUCAGAUAAAGAUAGUGAUGAAGAGAAGGACGAUGAGCCUCCAAAGAAAAAGGCAAAAUCAUCAACAAAAGAAAAGAAGGAAACUAAAAAGCCUGCAAAAAAAGAGAAAAAGGUUGUUUCAAUAAAAAUAUCUCCUGGAAAAAAGGCAAAGAAAACAAAAGAAAAAAAAGCAGAACCAGACAAUGAUGAAUCUUCAGAUGAUGAACCAUUAAGCAAAAAGGCAAAGAAAUCUCCACCUAGCAAUGAGGAAAUUGUUGAACUUGUCAAAGAACUAUUAGAUGGAGCAGACCUUGAAAAAAUCACUAUGAAAUCUGUAUGCAAACAGGUUUACGACCAUUAUCCGGCUUUUGAUCUUACUGAUCGUAAAGAAUUUAUCAAAGAGGCAGUUAAGGAGAUUAUAACUUAGGCUAUUAAAGAAAAGAAGAAAUGAAUGGAAACAAAAUAAAACCAACAACUAUGAGCAGCAAAAACAGGCCAUUUGUGUACAAAGAAAUCUCAACUCUUUACUUUUCAAACUCAUUUCCCUUGUGUAAAUUCAGCAAUAUUUUAAAUGCAUAAUCUGCAAAAAUUUUACCCUUAUAUUAUAGACCGUAGGCUAGGAGGAGUAUCUAUAUUGCUAUUAGCUGUUCGUGAUAGCUAUUUUAUUGUCAAGAUGAUGUCACAUUUUUAUAAAAUGCAUCUUUUAUUCUUUAGA
Messenger RNA from Dendronephthya gigantea, 1883 nucleotides. RefSeq names its product protein DEK-like. The record is from RefSeq and is a predicted model, not a curated record. Gene Ontology annotation, cellular component: nucleus. Bases 384 to 1595 code for a protein of 403 amino acids. NCBI's taxonomy places the organism in Eukaryota, Metazoa, Cnidaria, Anthozoa, Malacalcyonacea, Nephtheidae. Gene Ontology annotation, biological process: chromatin organization; regulation of double-strand break repair. Gene Ontology annotation, molecular function: DNA binding; histone binding. The transcript has 15 exons.